This is a messenger RNA of Helianthus annuus (common sunflower), 1070 nucleotides long. Its product is annotated as transcription factor MYB30. The transcript has 3 exons. The record is from RefSeq and is a predicted model, not a curated record. Lineage: Eukaryota; Viridiplantae; Streptophyta; Magnoliopsida; Asterales; Asteraceae. Bases 93 to 917 code for a protein of 274 amino acids.
GAGGAUGAUAGGCAUCUUUGGCUAAAUACUCCACUCUUGUGCUUUGGUAUCUCUUUGUAUCAUUCCAACUCCAAUAGAGACAGACAGAGAGCAUGGGGAGAGCACCUUGUUGCGAAAAGAUGGGUUUAAAGAAAGGGCCAUGGAGUGAUGAAGAAGAUCAAAUCCUGAUUUCAUACAUACGACAACACGGCCAUCCGAAUUGGCGUGCUCUUCCGAAACGUGCAGGUUUGUUAAGAUGCGGAAAGAGUUGUAGACUUCGUUGGACCAACUAUUUACGUCCAGAUAUUAAAAGAGGAAACUUCACGAAAGAGGAAGAGGACACAAUCAUUCAUCUACAUGAAAUGCUUGGAAACAGAUGGUCCGUAAUCGCCAUGAAGUUACCUGGCCGAACUGAUAACGAGAUAAAGAAUAUUUGGCACACUCACUUGAAAAAGAGACUUGCAAGUCACCAAACAACCACCCAUGACACUAAUAGACGUCACAUGAAAUCUAAAUGUGCUUCGAAGGCUCAAUCCCUUGUAGAACCGGUUGUUUCUCAAUGUCUUGUCCAACCAAAGCAUAUAUCUCUCAAUGAGGAACGAUGUAUCUCCAAUCAACCGUCGUCUAGAGAGUCUUCAUCAGUCACGGAUGAAACAACAACAGACUCAUAUGGUGUAGCCAAACAUGAAGAAAUCGACCAUGACACGUUUCUUGAUGAUAGUUUCUGGUCAGAAACGUUGUCCUACAAGGAAGACAACAUCAUGGAGUCCGAUUCGUUAACAAACAUAAUAGGUAUUGAGCAUCCGGCAACUUCGCUCACUUUGAUGGAAACCACAGACACUAGGAAUCCGAAUACAUGUUGCGACGCAUAUGGCAUGGACAUGUGGAAUGACAUUUUUACACACAUUGAGGAAUUACCCGAGUUACCCGAAUUUUAGGUUAGAUAUCCAUUUGUACCGUCGAUGAGAUCAAAAGAUUAGUCACAAUAAUGUAGCUUGGCAUUUCUUACAAUAUUAUAACUAAUAGUUUUAGAUGGAGUUUGUUUACAAAAUGUUUUUGACAGAAUUAAAUUUCAUCAAAUGUUUUGGAAA